AUACAUUAUUACAUAGAUUUCGAAAAUUAGUAAUGUGAAGUGUAGUUAAAGCAAAUUAAUCAAUGAGAAUUUAUACACUAAAAGUUGUCACAGUGGAUGCCAACAGCAAGUAAAAGAUGUGGGACCAAUAUUUAUUUAUAUAAACAAACAUGAAUCGAGCUAUCGUUACUGUUAUCGAUAUAAUCGCCAGCAAGAAGCACGUAAUUUUGAUGAUUUCGUAAAACAAAAAAAACAGUUCAGUUAAUUCAAAACAAAUCAAUGAAUGAAAACGGCAACACAGCUACAGUGAAGAUUGCCAGAGUGGCUGACAACGAAUAAGGCGCCCCAUUGAAAAUGUUCUAUCUGCGACGUCUCUUUACACAAGAGCUGUGUCCCGUCAGCCAAAGUGAUUUGCUCGGCUGCCUGCCACACUCGCCGCACCAGUUGCAGUUGCUAUGUGGUGGUUUUGCGGGUGCACCCGGACUCGACAGUCUCACUUGGUUGCACAAUCUGGCGCCCUGCUUCCCACUCCGUGGUGAACAAAUCCAAGUGAUCCAUGAACCACAGCACUUUUAUCAAACACUGAUGCAACGCAGCAGUCAAGCCAAAAAACGCAUUGUGCUGGCCAGCUUAUAUCUGGGCACAGGGAAACUGGAGCAUAGCUUAGUGCAGACGUUGCGACGUAGCCUGCAAGCAGAAUCAUCACUGCGACUCAAUGUCUUGCUGGAUUUUACGCGUGGCACACGUGGAGUCGCGAAUUCCAAGACAAUGUUGCUUCCACUGCUACGUGAAUUUGGCAAUCAGGUGCAAUUCUCACUCUAUCACACGCCCGAUUUGCGUGGGAUGACCAAAAGAUUGGCACCACCGCGCUGGAAUGAAUUACUUGGUCUACAACACAUGAAAGUGUAUUUGAUUGACGAUGCUGUUAUCAUAUCAGGCGCCAAUUUGUCCAACGAUUAUUUCACUAAUCGACAGGAUCGAUACAUUUUAAUCGAGGACAAACCGUUGGCCGAUUUCUAUGCCCAAUUUAUUGAGCGAGUGCAGGAAUUUAGUUUGGCUGUGAGCGCGGAUUCAACGGAGGGCUUACAUAGCAGUUGGCGCAUUCUUCCCUAUGAGGGUACCAAGGAGCAGUUCAUCAAACUGGCUAAGGAGCGUAUUACCAACUUUGUGCAGGAAGCCUAUCAACGUCAGGUACAGCUGAGGGCAACAGACAACAGCAGCCGCAAAGCUGAUACUUGGAUUUUUCCUUUGCUUGAGAUGGGCCAGUUGGGCAUUCACCAUGACAGUGUGGUAACCAAGCAAUUGCUGUCGAAUUGCAUAGCCGGCUCACGCCUCAAGCUGGCCACGGGUUACUUCAAUUUGACGCAAGAAUACAUGGACACCAUCACACACAAGUGCCUCGCGCAGUGCAGCAUUCUAAUGGCGCAUCCCAAUGCCAAUGGCUUCCAGGGCGCCAAAGGACCUGCGGGUGGCAUUCCUGCCGCCUAUACACUGAUAGCCAAAAGUUUCUAUGAGAGUCUGGUGCGUCGCCAGCAGGAACACCGUGUCAAUUUCUUUGAGUAUGAGCAACCUGGUUGGACAUAUCAUGCCAAAGGGCUGUGGUACUAUUUGCCUGAGACGCCUUUGCCCAGCUUGACGUUAAUCGGUUCCUCUAAUUUUGGCGAACGCUCCGUGAAUCGCGAUCUAGAGACACAAGUCUGUUUGGUCACUGAUAACAAGGAUCUGCGACAACGUCUGCAGGCGGAAGCGGAUCGUCUUUAUGAUAAGUCAACGACGGCAGAGCGGCAGAUUGUGCAGCGACAGGUGCCGCGCUGGGUUCAAGCGGUUGUGCGCAUAUUUCGCAAUUUUUUUUAAUGGUGUUCCUCCUUAAAUGAUGCAUACAAAGUUCAAUUUGUUAGUUAC
Molecule: messenger RNA, 1881 nt
Organism: Drosophila sulfurigaster albostrigata
Lineage: Eukaryota; Metazoa; Arthropoda; Insecta; Diptera; Drosophilidae
Gene: PGS1
Product: CDP-diacylglycerol--glycerol-3-phosphate 3-phosphatidyltransferase, mitochondrial
Exons: 2
Coding region: 334-1833 (499 amino acids)
Biological process (GO): cardiolipin biosynthetic process
Cellular component (GO): mitochondrion
Molecular function (GO): CDP-diacylglycerol-glycerol-3-phosphate 3-phosphatidyltransferase activity
Source: RefSeq, a predicted model, not a curated record